CUAUACCCCCGUCGCAGAUUUAUAGCCGAAGCAUCAAAUAUGUCUCCUCAAGAAAUCAGUGUGUUUACUCUUCUUUCCAUUCCGCUCCUAGCUUCUCCGACUUAUAAUCGCCAACCAAAAAAUGGCGACCUCCGUUCCCGACAAUCUCAGCCGCGACCAGUACGUCUACCUAGCCAAGCUCGCCGAGCAAGCUGAGCGCUAUGAGGAGAUGGUACAGUUCAUGCAGAAGCUCGUCCUCGGCGCCACUCCUGCCGCCGAGCUCACCGUUGAGGAGCGCAACCUCCUCUCUGUCGCCUACAAGAACGUGAUCGGUUCGCUCCGGGCGGCCUGGCGUAUCGUCUCCUCGAUCGAGCAGAAGGAGGAAGGUCGCAAGAACGAGGAGCACGUGGUUCUUGUAAAGGAGUACAGAUCGAAGAUAGAGGCGGAGCUUUCGGAGGUGUGCUACAGCAUCCUGAAGUUAUUGGAUUCGAACCUGAUCCCGUCAGCCUCUUCGAGCGAGUCGAACGUGUUUUAUCUGAAGAUGAAGGGGGAUUAUCAUCGGUACUUGGCGGAGUUCAGGAUUGGGGAUGAGAGGAAGGCUGCUGCUGAAGAUACUAUGGCGGCUUACAAGGCUGCUCAGGAUAUCGCGACUGCGGAUCUUGCACCAACGCACCCAAUACGUCUUGGGCUGGCGCUGAAUUUCACGGUGUUCUACUACGAGAUUCUUAAUCAAUCUGACAAGGCCUGUAGCAUGGCUAAACAGUGUUUUGAGGAAGCCAUUGCCGAACUUGACACUUUGGGAGAAGAAUCUUACAAGGAUAGCACCCUCAUCAUGCAACUCCUUAGAGAUAACCUCACUCUUUGGACUUCAGAUGCUCAGGACCAGUUAGAUGAGCCAUAGAAGAUCUCGUAAUGUGGUUGGUCCUAUUCUUCUUCUAGAGGAGGUGGGCUUUGAAUGUCAUUUGCGUGUGAUUCUGUGUGUAAACUAAAAUGGCCAUCAACCAUUGGCAUCUUGUUUCAAUUUUCAGACUAAUCUUGUUUUUUAAUUCCACAAGUGAUUAAGAUAGCUUUUGAUAGCUGUGUACCGACUUUCCAAUAUCCAAUAUGCAAGGCAGUGUUAGUUUCGGUUUUCUGUGUUGUCUCUUCAUAGAGAAAAACAGAGUUCAAAUGCAUUACAAUCUGUAUAAAGUGUUUUGUCAAUUGUCCU
Messenger RNA from Rubroshorea leprosula, 1186 nucleotides. The record is from the annotation of a GenBank genome assembly. Lineage: Eukaryota; Viridiplantae; Streptophyta; Magnoliopsida; Malvales; Dipterocarpaceae.